Molecule: messenger RNA, 915 nt
Organism: Cladocopium goreaui
Lineage: Eukaryota; Dinophyceae; Suessiales; Symbiodiniaceae
Source: the annotation of a GenBank genome assembly
AUGAUGAUCACAGAGUACGGCGCGGAUGCCUAUGACAACAGCAACCAGCGAGAGUGGCAGAAUGACGAGCAGAAAGAUGCCUUGGAGUCUUUGGCUUUGGAGCUUCGAAACUGGCGGGAUGUGGUUUCAGGAGGUAUUAUCUUUGCUUUUCAGGAUGAAUGGUGGAAGUGUGGAUCGCCCAGUGAUCACGACAGCUGCGGUUCGGCCUUCGGAGGUUUGCCCGAUGGCUACGCCAACGAGGAGUGGUGGGGUAUCUAUUCAACAGCAGCAGGCACAAAUCCGCAGGCUCGCACAGCGCGUGGCGCGGUAGCACCGCUGACGGCCUUCUUCGGAGCGGACGUGUUCCAAGGCUCCAGUACUGUGAGUGCCGAGGCAGAUCUGUACGCGACCAAGUACGACCCUGGACACAACGUCGGGGCUGUGGAUGAGAUUGUGACAAAGUAUCACAGUUGGACGCCGGGAUCUGGACCUGAUUCCCAUUCUAUCUACAAUGAAGUGGGCUUGAUUCGCUUCCCUGCUCUGUCGCUCUCGCAAUGCACGGACGCCAGUGUGAAUAUCCUUUUGACGGUGAAAUGGAUAUCGACUUCUUCUGUGGUGCUUGCCUAUGGGCCAGUCACAGACAACACCUGGGGAGAACUUACAACGACUUGGAGCAGCUUUCCCAGCUUUGAGCCGUUGACGCGUCGCACGCUGACGGUGACGUCGGCGGAGACCAACCUACAGGUGACGUUGGAUGUGACGGACUGGUGGAGCCUGAACUCUGCGCUGUCCAUUUGGAUACAGCCCGACGACACGGUUGCGGCAAACAGCGAUCAGAAUCUGAACUUCUUCUCGCGCGAGGCCAGCGAAUGGGCGCAACCUGAACUCACCGUCAGCUGCAGCUAUUCCUGGGCCGCGGACAAUUGGAAGCUUUGA